Molecule: messenger RNA, 1092 nt
Organism: Drepanopeziza brunnea f. sp. 'multigermtubi' MB_m1
Lineage: Eukaryota; Fungi; Ascomycota; Leotiomycetes; Helotiales; Drepanopezizaceae
Biological process (GO): nucleosome assembly
Cellular component (GO): chromatin; nucleus
Molecular function (GO): chromatin binding; histone binding
Source: RefSeq, a predicted model, not a curated record
AUGGCCGCAGCGCUGGAAGACACGCCCGUGUCGUACGAGGACCUGGCCGAAAUCGAGAGGGAAUUUGACCAAGUCGAGACAGAGAUCAUCCGGCAACAGCUCGCCCUCACCAAACACCUCUAUGCCCGGCGCUCCAAGACCGUCGCUCAGAUCCCCAACUUCUGGCCGCUGGUCCUCGAGCAGGCCCCGCCGGACAUCGACCAGUACAUCCAGCCCUCGGACUCGGCGCUCCUGCUCUCCUCGCUCGCGUCCCUCUCCGUGUCGCACUUCGAGGCCGAGCUCCCGCACGGCGACCCCCGCUCCGUCAGCAUCCGCUUCGACUUCCAGGAGAACGAGUACUUCCGCGACGCGAGUCUGGAGAAGCGCUUCUGGUGGCGGAGGGCCACGGAUGGCUGGACCGGCCUGGUGAGCGAGCCGGUGCCGAUCGAUUGGAAGGCGGGGCGGGAUCUGACGGGUGGUGUGCUGGGGCUGGUCGUCAAGGCCUGGGAGGCGGAGCGGAAGUCUUCUUCGUCGGUGGUGGAUGGUGGUGGUGGUGGUGGUGCAGCGAAGGACAAGAAGAAGAAGAAGGCUGGGCUGACGCCGGAGCAGAAGGCGUUGAAGAAGCAUAUUGACGGGACGGGCAUGGGCGGACUGUCCUUCUUUGCUUGGUUCGGGUUCAUCGGACGCAAUAUCACGGCGGAGGAGAGCGCGGCGGCGAAUGCGCUCGAGGCUCGGAGGAGAGAAGCUCGCAAGGCUGGAAGCGCGCACGAUACAGACAAGGACGGAGACGGAGAGAAGGGAGAGCAAGAUACUGAAACUGAGGAUACGGAAGGAGAGGAUGAAGUGGACAUGAGUCUAGAAAUCUUUCCCGAGGGCGACGAUCUCGCGGUUGCCAUCAGUGAGGAUCUGUGGCCAAGCGCCAUCAAGUAUUUCACACAAGCCCAAGAGCAAGACGCCCUCUCCGACGCCGACUUCGAAUCCGACGACGACGAAGAAAAAGCCGGCGACGAGGAAGAAGCCGGCGACGAGGAACCCGCCGCCCUCUCGGCGGGCGAAAACUCGGACGCAGACGCUGAGCUGGCUCGUCCCAAGAAGAAACAGAGAUCUUCUUGA